UGGAGAGGCAAGUGGAGUGGAAGAGUGUCAAAAGAAAAAAGAGGUUACAACACCUCCUCAGCUCUCUUUCCCUUCUCCUGUCUGCUUUUCCUUCUUUCUCGUGUUGGCUCAGAAGAGGAGGAAGAGGAGGAAGAAGGGGGCUUAAAAAAUAUCUGAAGAAAAAAAGGUGCUUUUAGUGAAAGAAGAAGAAGAAGAAGAGGAGGCGGAGGUGAGCCUCAAGUCGAGCCGCACUGAAGAGUUGAGAAGAGCUUUCCUCCGUGGACCAAGGACCAGUAGAGCUCUAAGUCCAAACACCUGGACCCCCCUCCCCUCCCCGUGACUCCCACACUGGCUGGACUGGUCCCGGUGCUCGGUCCCACUCUCCUGCCCUCGCCUGCCCACACCUGUCCCGCUCCAAACAUGAUGAUGUACUUUUGGGGUAACCAAGAGGCCACCAACCCUCCUGAAGCGAUGGCCCAGCCCUACACCCCAGCUCAGUACCCGCCUCCCCCACAGAAUGGCAUCCCUGCAGAGUUUGCGGCACCGCACCCGCUCCCGACGCAGGACUACACCGGGCAGAGCCGGGUGCCCGAGCACGCCAUGACCCUGUACACGCCCACACAGACGCACAGCGAGCCGGCCGGCACUGACAACAGCACGCCCACCAUCACCGCCACCACGACCGCACCGGUCAGUGCCCUCCAUCACCUGCAAACACUGUUCUCAACAUGCAGUCAGCAAACAGAUGACGUGACGCAAACAGAGGGUUCUCAGCAGCUCCAGCUCCAGCACUCAGACUCCUCAGAGAAGCAGCAGCCAAAAAGGUUACACGUCUCCAACAUUCCUUUCCGCUUCCGGGACCCAGAUUUGAGGCAAAUGUUUGGGCAAUUUGGAAAGAUUUUAGAUGUGGAGAUUAUCUUUAAUGAGCGAGGAUCCAAGGGCUUUGGGUUUGUAACUUUUGAAACAAGCACAGACGCUGAUCGUGCACGGGAGAAACUAAAUGGUACAAUCGUAGAGGGACGCAAAAUCGAGGUGAACAAUGCAACCGCACGAGUGAUGACAAACAAAAAAGUGGCCAACCCUUACACAAACGGCUGGAAGCUGAACCCAGUGGUGGGAGCUGUCUAUGGUCCUGAACUGUAUGCCGUAACAGGGUUCCCCUACCCUGCCACAGGCGCUACGGUGGCCUACAGGGGUGCCCACUUGCGGGGAAGGGGACGAGCUGUUUACAACACGUUCCGCACGGCUCCACCACCUCCACCGAUCCCUGCUUAUGGAGCGGUGGUGUACCAAGAUGGCUUCUACGGAGCAGAGAUCUAUGGUGGCUAUGCAGCAUACAGAUUUGCCCAACCCACCACCACCGCUGCUUACAGUGACAGCUAUGGCAGAGUCUAUGCAACAGCAGACCCCUACCACCACACGAUUGGCCCUGCCGCCACAUACAGUGUGGGGACCAUGGGGAAUGUAACCCUGGAGGGUUGCGUUCAGGGACAACAUGGUGCAUAAGUACCGCCAAAGUAAAUACAAAACGAAGAGCUGUACUCAGUAUUGAUGGACAUCACAGAUGAAAACAACGAAGAGAGGAGAACUAGCUUUAAGAAAAUAACACAAGAAGAAGAUGAAAAGGAGUCCCUCUACUGAGGCUGGCGAGGGAAGACGGGAGGCGUACAAAGUGGCGCCACGGCAGUGGUGUCAAACCAGCCACAAACUUGACAGAUGGAGUGAGCCAGUUUCCACCAGGGACCACCUUUUUGCCGGGUAGAAAAAAAAAAAAAAAAAGACAGAGAGAAGGAAGUGUCCCGUUAUUAUAAAACAUUUUAUUUUUCUAUACUUUUGUGAUUUACAAUGGUAAAAAAAAAAAAGUGUGUAUAAAGCAGUAUAUAUGUACAAAUCUGUUUUUAUGUUUUUUGGUAAGGGAGAUGAACAGUUGGCCCUUGAUGCUGAUUCUGUGGUAUGCAGGAAGGAGGAGGGAGGAUGACCUCCCCAACCCCCGCCUCCUCUCUCUAUGGCACACUGCUCUGUCACAGAGGUCGUGUAAAAAAAAAAAAAAAAUGAAACGAAAGAAAAAAAAAAAAUUCACCAAGGUGGCAGGGAGAGCUCGGCAUCCAGGCAGAUGCACUUUCUACGCUGUACUUCCUGUAGGCGGAGUCUCACAGCUCCGCCUUCUUCCUUCCAACCUCCUUCCUUCCUUUUUUUUGGGGGGCGGGGGGGGCCGAUGAAGAUGAUGCCACCUCCACUUCCGCGCCUACUGUAAAGCAGCGUCCCCCCCCCUCCCCCCGUGGAUACUGUCGUGAUGUCACUUCCUUUUUUUUUUUUUGGCGGCACCAUUGGGCAUCCCCGCCCUCCCCAAUGGGCAGCGUCGCUAGUUUACAGCUUUGGGGAGUGGGGGGGGUGAGCCACGGCGGGACGGUGUACAGCCGAGCCUCCCCGUCUGCCCCUCUCCACGCCCCGGCAGAGGUCACUGACUUUCGGACUACUUAAGAGGGUAAAAAUGGCGCAAGAACCCACUGACUUUACUCACCUGCCAGACUCCGAGCCCAAGCCUUUGUGUCACUUUGCACCGACGGAUGAACUGUCAGACCAACACGAAAAACAAGGUGCGUACAACUACCAAGGAUGCACGUUUCCAUCCGACGAGAAUAACUCAUCCACAUCCAUGUAACAAAUUGAAUUAUAACCGAGUAAUCCCAUCGUACUACAUCAGCAGGUGCAUAACCAAAAGACAAGCCUGAGGCAUAUAGACUGUGUCGCUAGAUGAAACAUUAUAGAAAUACAGUAGUGCCCAUCCAACAGUAUCAAGGAACGAGGGCUGAAAUAUGUGAUUUCUUUUUGUCAAUGUAUUCUGAGAAUAUUUGUGUGUUUUUUUUUCAGCACUCAAAACUUUUGAACAGAAAAAAAAAAGAGUUUUAAUUUUAUGAAAGCAGAACCUUAAUUCUUUAUAUCAGGAGUCACUGUAAACGUGUUUAAUCAAGAAUGUUGGUUCAGUUUCUGAAUGUAGUCUAGGGUGUCCAAUAAGUAUGUAUUCUUUUUCUGUAUAUAAAUAUAUAUACAUAUCUAUUAUAUGGGCUGUGGUGAUGUCAGGGAAUAGAGGGGGUGGCAGGAAAGCCUCCGGACCCCCGAGCAUAGUUAUCAGAACCCCCCCACCCCCCUCCUCCCGCCCCCCCCUCAAACUAAAUAUGUCCCUGAUAUUUACUGUAACAUGUGAUCAUGUGCUAUAUGAUUGAAAGUGUGACGGUGAUGGUGUGAACUGAUCUCCCCUUGAAUCCCGACUUUUUUAACCCGCAAACACGCUGUGCAGUUUCCUCCCAGACCAACGACACAUGCUGGAUUACAGACCCCAUCAGAGCGAAGCGCCGUAGCCCGCUUUCCUUUCCGGAAGACAAAGGUUUACAUUCGCAGUAACUCUGACCCCUUCCACCGGAGCUGCAAAAGACUUCCUAAUUAGCGUUUUAAGGUGUUGUUGGUGUCGGAUAAAAAGUUUAUGAAUAUUGAUUUGUCUUUCUUACCAGAACCAAAGUAUGAUUUGAACACACAGGCUCAGUGCUCUUUGAUCAGGAGACAGCGGGACUCUGGGAAGACGGCGGAGCCCGGAUGCAUAUUGACGUGACCCAGAUUUCAUUCACUCAUCGCUACAGAGGAAGAGCUCGCUUUUAACGAGCUGUGCUGGAGGAGCCCGGCGCGCAGCUUCCUGUGGCGGCCUCGGUUUACCGACCGCUAGUCUCACGCUGACCCUGGUGGGCGGCAGCUGGUUUCUAACUGCAUAUUGGAUAUAACCUGCUGGCCCUCACCAGAAACUUUUACUUUUUCUUUUUUUUUAAACAGAGGUGAGCAGGUUGGGGUGAAGCACAACUUAGUUUGAGAGUUCAGGGUACGCUACUUGGUUAGUGAUGGAUUGUGAAGAAGGAUAUUAUAGAUUAAGCUCCAGACUUCCUGUACAAAACAACACAGUGUACUGUUAAUAUUCUGUACAGUAAAUCUCACCUCACACGUCUUGAUUAACUUCAUCUUCUUUCAGGUUAAAAAUAAGUGAAACAUAGACUCGUUCUGAAUCAGGGCUCCUAUCCACGCGACCUCUGUUCAUCUGUAGACAGCCUCCUAUAUAUUACAGAGUAUCUAUAUCAUGGCAACUAACUGUUGUGAAGUCUAAUUGGGGUAAAGUCGGUCAUUUGUCCCCCCCCUCAUACAGCUUUCAUCUGCAGAUUUAGCAUCUUCAUAAUUGUUGGUUUGUUUCUGAGAGUCAUCUAGAUUGUUCUGGCCUACUUAGAGCUCCGCAGACUCGAGGUGGGUCAAAAAAAACUCAUGAGCAGGUUGGAGUUUUAGUUUGCCGACAACUUCUAGGGAGCCAGAGAUAAAGAGCCACAGUUUGUCUCCUCUUCCUCCUCCUUCCUCUUUUUUUGUUUUGUCACAAAGUUGGAAUUUAUCCACUGAAUAAUCUAUGCAUACAGCAACAAAACACUUGAUGUCAUGUGUGAUAGGCACAUUUUCUGAAAGAACACUGUUGUGUACUUAUUCUAGUUAGCUACUAGCAGAUCAAAUCUGACGGGAUGAAGCUGGUAUUAUUAUUAUUAUUAUUAUUAUUACGUGUUUUAGUUUUGUCAACAAAUCGAAGAAAAAGUGAAAAAAAAUGUGUGUUUGUCUUCAGUACUCUCUGACUUAGUUACACUGUUUUUACAAACUAGAAAAAAACAAAAAAAAAACAAACAAAAAAGUGUAGUUUCUAGCAAAUGCUACUCCGAUAGUAAGUAAGCUCAAGUGCAUUUCUUGGGGACUAUUUUCAGCAGCGGAUGAAUUCACUAAAGGUGCUGUUGUGAGUUUUUUUUUUGUCAGUGGAUGUGAUAAAGGAACAUUUCUCCACCUGCAGCAGAUUUUGAUGUAUUUUUCUUUAGGGAACCAUCAAGCUCUCUGUAUCUGUUUGGGUUUGACUUAUUUUUAAAUCUGUUUUUAUUUUAUUUUUAUUUUUUGUUUCAAGUUGAAGGACACAGCAUUACUUUGAAGGAGUGAUGUCCAAAAAAAAAAAAAUAAGGCAUGUAUGAUAUCAAGCUGCCUCCGCUUCAGUUUAUGCAAACCACGAAAAAAAAAAGUUAACAAAUUUUUAAACUAAAGGUUUGAGCUCUGAAAAUAGCAACAUUUGCAGUAAAUUGUGCAAAAAUAAACGACCCAAUCUUCAUUUGUUUCUUGUAUUAAGUGUCGUAGAGGUAGGAAUAGGAAAUAGGGGCUGUGUGCAAUGUUGCCAUUCUAAGUAUUCUUCUGAUGUUUACCUUCAGCUCAUUUUUGAUCCACGGUUCACAGGUAAAACCGACACAAAAAAACAACCUAAACUGAACCAAUGACACUCGUCACCUCUUCUACAGUACUUGUUUCAAACAUAUAUGCAGCUUUGCAGCCAACUUUAAAGUGCAGGUUUUGUAAAAAAAUAAAUAAAAAAGCAAAACACAACUGAAGAGAAAAUAAAAGUUCAUGUAGAGGUGUGGUAAUGGAGAGUCCCACCAUGCUUAUUGCAGCUCUUAAUGCAUGAAGGUAUUUUGUUUUUAAAUUUAUUUUUUUCCACCUACCCACUACAGCUCCCAUGACCCUCCCUCCCCCGCUGACGGCGUGUAGCUGCCACAGCCAUCAUGUGAGCUGCAGUUGAACAAACUAAGAAAAAAAGUAUAAAAGAUGAAUUUUAUUGCCUUAGAAUUUUUAUCCAGUUGAUAUGAAAAUACUAAAUAGAUUUUAAAUGUAUAAAUGGAAGUAGUUAGGCGUUAGCAGUGGUGAGGUAGACCUUGAGAAGACACUGUUUUUAACCUUUUAGGGCCGCUUUGUUCCCACUGUGGUUGUUUGUCUCGGCUCGCCGGCGGACGCUCUGAACCCAAACGGCGUCCAGAGCGUUCCUGUUGAGAUAAAGGAAAAAAAAAGGCCGAUCUAAAACUCCAGCCUGCGUCGUAGCAGUGGGACGGAGCGGAGGGGGGGUGUGGGGUUCCAGCGACCCUCUCUUCCUUCCUUCAGAUGCCUUUAA
Cyprinodon variegatus (sheepshead minnow) is the source of this 5974-nucleotide messenger RNA. RefSeq names its product RNA binding protein, fox-1 homolog (C. elegans) 3 (gene rbfox3a). The record is from RefSeq and is a predicted model, not a curated record. Lineage: Eukaryota; Metazoa; Chordata; Actinopteri; Cyprinodontiformes; Cyprinodontidae. Gene Ontology annotation, biological process: nervous system development; regulation of alternative mRNA splicing, via spliceosome. The transcript has 13 exons. Gene Ontology annotation, cellular component: nucleus; cytoplasm. Gene Ontology annotation, molecular function: mRNA binding. The coding region runs from base 400 to 1485 and encodes 361 amino acids.